AUGUCUUCCACCCCCGGACAGACUGUUUCCGAUGAUGGCAAGCAUGAUGUCGUUGAACAAUUUCAACAUGUGGAACAUGCCAAAGAGCAUAUUGAAGAAAAUCUAACGUACGAGGAGGAUCAAGAGCCAGAGCUGCAUGCGCAGACGUAUUUUGCUUUGGCUGCAAUGUUUCUGCUGAAUCUCGUGCAAGUUUUUGGACUUCUCAGUCCCCCGGCUGCGCUUUCAUAUAUUGAAAAGGACCUUAAUAACACUACCGCUGGUACUUGGGUUCCGAAUUCCCUGUCGCUCGUCCAAGCUGUCCUCGCGCCUCUCAUUGCGUCUCUAUCGGAUACAUUCCAGGCCCGAAAGGCAUUUCUUGUUGGAACAUCCAUUAUCUCGUUUAUUGGUUGUGCAAUUGCGCCCGGAUCAACCAGUAUAUAUCGUCUCAUAGCAGCUCAGGUGCUGAUCGGUUUUGGAUUUGCCACUGUUCCGCUGGCCUACUGCGUUCCGAGUGAUAUUUUGCCUAGAAAAUGGAGACCCAUGGUCCAAGCCUGUAUCAACAUUGCUGCAGCCGUCGGUGCUUGCUCGGGACCACUGAUAAUUGGUGCGCUGACGAGAUCAAAUCCUCACACUGGUUGGAGGAACUUUUAUUGGAUUCAGAUGGCUCUCUGGGGAAUGACAGCGAUUGGGCUUUUAAUUGGAUAUAGGCCCCCUAAACGACACACUCGAUUUGACCAUCUGUCAUUCUGGCAAAAACUUGGCUCUGUCGAUCUUCCAGGGUUCUUCUUGCUCACUGCGGGAUUGUCCAUCUUCCUGACGGGACUCAACCUGGGAGGAGGCCUUUAUACCUGGAAUACUCCUUUUGAUCGCCUUUGGGAUUACGAGUGGAGAUUUACCAGGGUUGGAAUUCUCCACCAUGAUCUCUUUCAUGGGGGAAGAACUGGGGAGAAUGCGGGCUAUACAUUUGCUAUCUGUAUUGGUCUCAUGUUUAUUGAAGGGAUCAUGCUUUUUGCAAUCGUUGUCUUCUAUCCAGCUCUGACGGUGGCUUUGUUCGAAACGGACCCAUUUUUGGAGGCUGCUCGGCAAAUUCCUUACUGGCUUGCUUCUGCCAUUGCCACGGUGAUCUACGGCUAUUAUAGUACGAAGUUCCGUACGAUCCGCUCUCCAAUGUUCGUCGGCUUCUUCAUCUUCACCUGCGGCCUCAUUGGGCUGUCUACAGUUCAACCGAGUGGUGAUUUCAACGCCGUAGCAUUUAUCGCCCUGGCUGGGGUGGGAUUUGGUGCCCCGUUAGUCUUGGUAAUUGCUGGGGUUCAGCUCUCAACACCACAUCAUUUAAUCGCAACCGCAACGGCAGCCACGACUUGCUCUCGGGCCGUCGCUGCAAGUGUCUUCACGGCUAUCUUUUCGGCCGCAUCUAACACACGCUUAAAGACAUAUAUUCCUCAGUAUGUUUCCAAAGCGGCUUUACAUGCGGGAUUGCCGAAGUCUUCCAUCGAAACCUUUGUCAAGGCUCUGUUAUCCGAAGAUCGUGCAGCUUUGGAAAGCAUCAAGGGGGUCAAUUCGGAAAUCCUCAACUCCGGGAUCCACGCCCUAAAACAGGCAUAUGCCGAUGGCUUCAGGGUGGUCUACAUCAUUGCAGUUCCCUUCGGUGUCGUGGCAUGCAUUGCAAGUCUAUUCUUGGGAGAUCUAAAGAAAGCCAUGAACUACGGUGUCGAUGCGCCAAUGGAAGUUUUGCAUACCAAGCGUCGUACGGAAGCUUGA
Aspergillus nomiae NRRL 13137 is the source of this 1740-nucleotide messenger RNA. RefSeq names its product trichothecene efflux pump. NCBI's taxonomy places the organism in Eukaryota, Fungi, Ascomycota, Eurotiomycetes, Eurotiales, Aspergillaceae. The transcript has 6 exons. Gene Ontology annotation, molecular function: transmembrane transporter activity. The coding region runs from base 1 to 1740 and encodes 579 amino acids. The record is from RefSeq and is a predicted model, not a curated record. Gene Ontology annotation, biological process: transmembrane transport.